Falco peregrinus (peregrine falcon) is the source of this 4850-nucleotide messenger RNA. It is a transcript of the gene BBS4, whose product is annotated as Bardet-Biedl syndrome 4. Gene Ontology annotation, cellular component: ciliary basal body. The record is from RefSeq and is a predicted model, not a curated record. Gene Ontology annotation, biological process: protein localization to cilium; cilium assembly. The coding region runs from base 387 to 2114 and encodes 575 amino acids. Gene Ontology annotation, molecular function: protein binding. NCBI's taxonomy places the organism in Eukaryota, Metazoa, Chordata, Aves, Falconiformes, Falconidae. The transcript has 17 exons.
CACCAAUAUCGCGCGUGCCGUUUUAACAUUUUUCAGACCUAUUUAUACAUGUUACAUUUUUUUUAUCUAAAAACACACAUACUAUUGAUUAUAUUCAACCUUCAGGCCAUAUCUCCACUGCAAAACAUUGAUUAUAAGUAAUCAGCAAACAUGCUUUAACAGUAAACAUAUCUAAGUAACACCAAGCGACUUUUAUGCAGAUUCAUCGUGACAUAUUAUAACUCUUAGCAACUUAGAGGCAUUAUAUGUGCAGUAUUGGUUAAGUAUGUGCUUGCUUAUCAGCCUAGGAUGCCAUGCCAAAUGCUCUUAAGGAAAAUAAAUGGUCUUCGAAUAAGGUAAAAAAAACCCCUUGUCAUGGAUAAGUACCUGAUUAAAAGGUUUCUUCAAUGCCAGCAGCUACAGAACCUCCAAGACCCCAUCCUAAAAAAGGUCUGACCGUGACCCGGGCCGCCAGCUGGCGGAGGGGACUGCAGACCACUUCAAGUACCUUCUGCUCUGGGUUGCUGGAAGCUGAGCCUGCAUCUCUGUUGGUGGUGUGGCUCGGAGCCGUGCUCCAUGGGGCUGGGAGAAGGUGGCCUGCACCAGAGUUACCCAUCGUAGAGAGGAAAAACUGGCUGAUCUACCUGCUGUAUGUUCGCAGAGACUAUGAUGAAUGUAAGGCUGUCAUCAAAGAGCAGCUCCAGGAGUCUCAAGGGCUGUGCGAAUAUGCAGUCUAUGUUCAAGCUUUGAUAUUUCGCUUGGAGGGGAAAAUUCAAGAAUCUCUUGAACUUUUUCAGACAUGUUCCAUUCUGAACCCUCGGAGCGUUGACAACCUCAAGCAGGUGGCACGAUCUCUGUUUCUUUUGGGGAAGCACAAGGCAGCCAUUGAAGUGUACAACGAAGCAGCUAAACUCGAUGAAAAGGACUGGGAGAUCAGACACAACCUGGGUGUGUGCUACAUGUACCUGAAACACUUCAACAAGGCACAAGACCAGCUAAACAAUGCCUUGGAGCUCAACAGACACGAUCUGACUUACAUGAUGCUGGGGAAGAUUCACCUAUUGGAGGGGGAGACGGAUAAAGCCAUUGAAGUCUAUAAGAAAGCUGUAGAGUUUUCUCCAGAAAACACAGACCUCCUUACAACACUGGGGUUACUUUACUUGCAGCUUGGGGAUUACCAGAAGGCUUUUGAACACCUUGGAAACGCACUUACUUAUGACCCAGGCAACUACAAGGCUACUUUGGCAGCUGGCAGCAUGAUGCAGGCCCAUGGAGAUUUUGAUGUUGCCCUCUCCAAAUACAGGGUGGUAGCCAGCACCGUGCCUGAAAGCCCUCCGCUGUGGAACAACAUUGGGAUGUGCUUCUUUGGGAAGAAGAAAUAUGUAGCCGCUAUCAGUUGCCUGAAGAGGGCAAACUACUUGGCUCCCUUUGACUGGAAGAUUUUGUACAAUCUGGGCUUAGUCCACCUGACGAUGCAGCAGUACGCAUCUGCUUUCCACUUCCUCAGUGCGGCCAUCAACUUCCAGCCUAAGAUGGGAGAGCUGUACAUGCUCCUUGCAGUUGCUCUGACAAACCUGGAAGACGUUGAGAAUGCAAAACGUUCCUAUGAGCAAGCUGUGGCACUGGACAAGUGCAACCCCCUCGUCAACCUGAACUAUGCAAUUCUGCUGUAUAACCAGGGUGACAAGAAGGGAGCCCUCUGCCAGUACCAGGAGAUGGAGAAGAAGGUCAAUGCAGUGAAGGAGAGUAGUAUUCUUGACUUUGACCCAGAGAUGGUGGAGGUUGCCCAGAAGAUGGGAGCUGCCCUGCAGGUGGGGGAGAGCCUUGUCUGGACUAAGCCUUCUAAGGAGUCUAAAUCCAAGCAGAGAGCUGCUCCGUCAGGAAAAUCCUCUGGCGCUCAGCAGCCUUUGGGCUCUAACCAGGCGCUGGGUCAAGCCAUGUCCUCAGCUGCAGGGUAUGGGAGAUCCGUGCAGCUUCCCCCAGAUGCUGGAGCAUCACCUCCACCUGCAAAGCCUCCCUCGCUGCCUCUGGAACCAGAACCAGGCUCAGAAACGAGCCCUGAGGAGACCUCGGCACCAACAGGGGAUGAGGAACAGAAGAAAGAAAAGCGCAAGAGCCGGCAGGCAGCAGACUAGGCCAGACUUCACUCAGGACAGGCAGGUGCAGGAGCAUCUCCAGAGCUGCCUGCUGACUUGUGGGGAAAGGGACUUGCCCUCUCCCCCGACCCACAGUGGCUUCAUCCCACUGUCAGUUAGUCUAAAUGCAGCUGUUUUCUGUUAAUGAUUUUAGCACGUGGUCUCUACCUUGUCACAAGGAGUCCCUGCAGCAAUCAGAAGAGGUUUCUGCGUAGCUGUUAGUGUGGUCACAGCUGGCUGCAAGAGACAGGAAUGGAGAUCCAUCUCUCCAUGGAGCUGGCAGUCUUCAGUGUCUGGGUGGCAGUCCUCCAGUACAUUCAGAAAAGCCAGCAGCAGUGACUCAGCAUCCUGCACCUCAAAGAACCCCUUCCAGUAGCUGAACUUGUAAGUGGCUGAGGAAACCCUCCACAGGCUGUAGUAAGGUCAGUGGUACUACGCUGGGAGAGGGGAUGAAGGCAGCGCAGCUCACCAGGGCAAGUGCAGGCAGUAAGCCAGGCUCAGGACCAGCGCAGCCUGGCUUACUGUGAAACAGGGGCUUGUCACUCCCCGUUUCACAAGGACAAGGCUUUGUAAAUGCUUUGUGAGGGCAGAAAAAAGGAAGCUGAAGCAGCUGGGAGCUGGCUUUCCUGGCCAGGGCAAUGUCAUGGUCACGGGGCAUGAGAGGCACUUUAAAGCUCAUGUUUUCCUUAGUGGUGGCAGCCAUGAAAGGCAGGGGAGCUGCACAGGCCAGGGGAGCUGGUUUAGCACACAGACCAGUGGAGGAUGGGUGGCUGAAGCAGACCUGCCGUGCUGGGCUGACAGCAUGUGUGUUGGCCAGCUGAUGGAGCUGGCUUCGUUAAGAUUGUUCACCUUCUGAUCCCAGGGUCAUCCUGUGUAUUUCCUGAAUCCAAUCCAUUUUAAAGCAUAAACUUCUGUGUGGUAGCUAAGAAAAUUGCAAAGCUGGCCCACAGUAAGACAAGAUGCUGGCUGUUCUAGAAGCAGGCUGGCUGUGGCAGUAAAAAAGUCCACCAAAUUCUUGAUUGUUUGCUGAGAAAUGGGGUGAACGAGCGCAGUGAACCUCUGUGCAUGUGGCUGGAGAUCUGCCUUGAGAAUUGGUAUUGCUCGGCAUGGCGGGAAAGAUUGGUUUGCAGGGAAAAAAAGAGCAAGCCUUUUUGGAAAAGACGAUAUGGUCAUCUUCAAAGCUAAAUUUAAAUUGUUUUAGUAUGACAGCAGCCAUGCUCUGAAUAAUUUAGUUGUACCCUCCUUACAGCUGCAUUUUAGGAGAAAUCAUUUAUGUGAGCUGGAAGGCAACAAAGCAGCCCACUGGUGAGCAGAACAAGGAAUUUUAAUGCCCAUGUGAUACUAGACAUGUAUCUAGACAUGAAAAUGUUUCUAUCCUUGAACAGCAAAAUCUUAGCCCUCCUUUUCUCUGCUGCUAUCAGUUUGCUGUCUCUGGGAUGUCUCUGGGAUUUAUCCAGAGCUUGAUACGGGCCCUCAAAACAACUGCUUUUGGGACCUAAAGGUGGGAUCAUCAUAUAUAAAGAAACAGUAACUGGGUUAACUGUCGUUUUUCUCAUCUUCCCCUCUGUGCUGAGAAGUACACAAAGCCAUCAUGGCUGUGAGACUUUUGACCUGAGUUUUCCAAACAGAAGGUGUAGCACUUCCCCAACAAAACUGGAGCUUCAGGGUUCUCUGUGUGUGCUGGUUAAGCCACCCAGCUUUUUAAAAUGUAUCUAUCUCCUGUGUUUAGUUCUGCACCGUUGCAUUGUAUUACUCCAUAAUUAACAAGCCCAACAGAAGAAAGUUAGUAAUGGAAACGUCUCUGUAGCAACAAGGUAGAAGCAGCAUGACCAAGGCUCUGGAUACAUUAACAGCCUUCAGUUGUGCUGUGUGGGUAGCUGCCAUUAUCCAGGGUGACAUUAAUGCAUCUUUAGACCACAACCAGGAACUGAAGUGCUAUCCUGCUCCCUGGAGAACACCAAAAGAGUAGGAACCCUUUCUGUUUUGAUUGCUAAAACUGCCUGCUUAUCUCAAAUGUGGCUUUUUUUUCCAGCUGUCCUUUACUAAUGGGUUUUGUAUUGGUACAGCUUGAGGGUAGCACUCCUGUAAGGUUUCCCUCGUGCUAGGAGUUGAAGAAAACAGGAUCUUUUGUGGAACACUGGCAAACUGAAAGAAACCAGACAAGAACCAGUGUAAAUUGGUUGCAGCAAUUUAUUCACAUUAAAGGUUUUACACUGAAAGUUACUGCAGCAUAAAUGAGUGCCUGCGAAGAAGUUAAGAUUGCAGAGCAAGGGUAGGCUGCGUAUGGGAACCCUUUACCUCACCCCCAAAACUUUAGUGCAAGAUUACAGUUGAGUGCUGUAGUCCUUCAGCCUUACUGCAACCACACGGGCUUUCAAGCCAUGGAAGCUCCAGUACAAGGAACAGUGAUGAGAACAGCGUGAUUACAGGUAGGCGAGCACCAGCAUUGCUGACACAGGAAGAUUUUCCCUCCAUCUGCUUAUGACCCUCUGUUUUGAUUUUACUAGCUGCUUUACCCUGCCUUCUGCUUGUUGUAAAAAAAAGACUGCAUCAAACUCAUCUGCUGUAUUCAGUACAUGGGAGCAGGCCCUGUCCCACCAGUGCAACUUGUUACACCUUCUUGGCUGCUAGGAUGCUUUUAUAGGGUAAACCUUACAUGUUUAUGCACAGGGUGUAUCACAUUUGAAGGUACUGUAAAGGUAUUUAAAAUAAAUAUGUAUUUUGGUGAAAAGCUUA